AUGCUUUCAAUAGAAAAAGAAAAUUCAAGAGUUGCUACAACUAAACCAUUAGAUGAACUUUUUACUAAUGUCGGUCAAAAGUUUGAGACAGAGACCGUAAAGCAUGAAGGCUAUCGUUUUGACUACCCAUUAAGAUGGCUAAGAGACCCAUCUGUCACAAAAGCUAUUGGCUUUCGUAGAAUGAAGUUCAUUUCAGAAGCCAUACAUGGUUUCCCAUUUACGGUCGGUUUUGAAGUUAGAUACUAUAACAAAGAAAAACGUAUGUAUGAGAAAUUUGAACAGGGAAAACUUUUACAAGUUAGUUUGCUUGUAAACUUAGAAACAACUCUUCAAGCUUUUCAAAAAAAAUAA
Trichomonas vaginalis G3 is the source of this 351-nucleotide messenger RNA. RefSeq lists its product as uncharacterized. The transcript has a single exon. The coding region runs from base 1 to 351 and encodes 116 amino acids. NCBI's taxonomy places the organism in Eukaryota, Parabasalia, Trichomonadida, Trichomonadidae. The record is from RefSeq and is a predicted model, not a curated record.